CCUGGCGAUUGCAUCGCGGGCUGCACAACAGAGUCACUGACUCGAGCAAAUCAUAUUGCUGUGCGUCAAACAACCUCCCUAAGUGAGCCAAUGGCGGAGACCGGUGGCGUACAGACGCCUCCAGCGCAGGCAGACGUGAUGACAAAUAAGGAGAAGCGUCUCGCUCGCAAGGCCGAGAAGGCUAAGCAGCGGGGGGCCGAUGGGAUAGCGUCUGCAGAGGUAGAGACAGACGCAGACGCAGAUGCCGCGGAAAACAGCAAGAAUGGCUUGAAGUCGAAACGGAAGCGUGAUGACGUUGAUACGCAUGGCGAGCGUUCAGCAAAUGGCGAAGGUGACGCUGGUCCCGCUGACGGUAAGGAACAUGCAGAGGCAGUUGAGGGAGUAGAGCCCCUCUCACACAAGGAGCAACGCAAGCGCCGGAGGGUCGAAAAGCAACAGCAGCGCAGCCAGUCUAGCGGAAAGGUAUCUGACUUGGCAGACAAAGACCAAACCGGACCGGUUGAUAGUGUCAAAGCAAAACCAAACGCCAAGCCAGAGGUUCCUGCUCGCUCUCCGUAUUCGAUCUGGAUUGGUAAUCUAUCUUUCCGCACGAGCCCUGAUCGGAUACAAGAAUGGCUGCAAGAACAUGAAAUUGAAGGCAUAUCACGUGUUUACAUGCCAAAAGGUGCCAAGCGAGGAGAAUACAACCGAGGCUUCGCAUACAUCGACUUACCUUCCAAUGAUAUGGUUGAGGCAGCCAUCAAGCUCUCGGAAAACAAUCUAGACGGCAGGCGUCUGCUCAUCAAGAAUGGCUCUGAUUUUGCCGGCCGGCCGGCGAUCAACCCAGACGCCGCUUCUUUGGCGCUAGCCUCCCUGCACAAUGGCUCUGAUACAGCAGGUGCUACCGAUGUGCAGCUAGCAGCAGCAGCGAACAUCACAGUUGGGAAGACAGGCCUGACCAAGACUGCGGCGAAGAUCCUCCGUGCGCAAAAGAACCCACCGGUGCCCACCCUCUUCGUGGGCAAUCUACCUUUUGAGACGACCGAGGAAGGAUUACAGAAAAUGCUCGAGGAUGCCGCAACGGUGCGAAUGCAAAAGUUCGCCGUGGACAAUAACCCAAAUCGCAAGAAGGGCGGGAAGUCAACCGAAAAAGGCAAGGGGGCAAACAAGGGAGGCGACGAUGCCGAUACAAACGAUGACGAUACCAGUGACUCGGACAGCGAUGAAGAGAUGCGCAGCGAUGUCGCUUCCGAAGAUGAAGCGGACGGCAAGGACGAAACAGGGAAAGAUCCGUUAGAAGAGCAGAAACGCGCCCGUGGCGCUGGCAUCCGAAAGAUCCGCCUGGGGACGUUCGAAGACGCGCCGACGAAGUGCAAGGGCUUCGCAUUCCUCGACUUCCAUACGACAGCGCAUGCAACAGCGACGUUGAUCGACUAUCCGCGAUGCUACCGCUUGCUCGGACGUGAAAUCAUCCUGCAGUAUGCCGGUGCAGAUGCGGUGCGACGAGGUGCACCGAAGGGCGAACGCAUCGCUGGAAAGAUUGACGCGGCGCGAGCGGGGAGGGAGGAGCGCAAGUCGUUUAAAUCGCGACCCGGCAAAGCGGCCAGACAGAAAAUGAAAGAGGAAGCUGCGCAACGCGCCGCGGCUGCAGGUAUCAUCCUUGAUUCUCCUCAAGCUAACGCUAACCCUGCGGCAGAGCAGAUCCCGAUCGAUGUACCUGCACCUGGCACUUUUGAUCCCGAGGCACCGCUGCCUAAAAAGCACAAGGAGACGCAGGAAGAGCGCAGAGCGAGGCGUGAGAGAGAAAAGACUUCUGGGGGCAAGAAAGGCGCCGCAAGGACAGUAACAGGAGGUGCACGUGCCAAGCCAGGGGCUGCUCUCGCGGCUGCGGCACGCGCAUCCGUAAGCAUCGUGCCGAGCCAAGGGAAGAAGACGACAUUCUAAUCCCUGCAUGUGCAGUCUAGGGUUCACUACAUUAAUAAAUUCCUUGC
This is a messenger RNA of Tilletiaria anomala UBC 951, 1970 nucleotides long. RefSeq lists its product as uncharacterized. The coding region runs from base 91 to 1923 and encodes 610 amino acids. The transcript has 2 exons. The record is from RefSeq and is a predicted model, not a curated record. Gene Ontology annotation, molecular function: RNA binding. NCBI's taxonomy places the organism in Eukaryota, Fungi, Basidiomycota, Exobasidiomycetes, Georgefischeriales, Tilletiariaceae.